This is a messenger RNA of Kogia breviceps (pygmy sperm whale), 3295 nucleotides long. RefSeq names its product myosin XIX (gene MYO19). NCBI's taxonomy places the organism in Eukaryota, Metazoa, Chordata, Mammalia, Artiodactyla, Physeteridae. Gene Ontology annotation, molecular function: ATP binding; microfilament motor activity; actin filament binding. The record is from RefSeq and is a predicted model, not a curated record. Gene Ontology annotation, biological process: vesicle transport along actin filament; actin filament organization. Gene Ontology annotation, cellular component: myosin complex; vesicle; actin cytoskeleton.
CUCCGCCCUCCCCUCCCCGGGCUCUUCCCGCCGCCUCACCCGGCCCGCCCGUCUGCCUUUCCGUUCUGGCCGGCGGAGGCCGCACGCUCGGCGGCUUAGGCCGUGGGACCGUGGUCACACCCUUACCAGAAAUUCUUGGCUGGUAAUCGCGAAGCCGACAGGGAGCUGGGAGAACUGGAGAAAACCGCUCUAAUCGGACUUGAUUCUGGCAAGAAGUGGACCCUGCAUCGUAAUAACCAGCAUUUGCAAAGCGGUCUCAGAGGCCGUAGGGUGAUUCAUCUCAGAGAUUCCUCAAGAACUGAGGAAUCUCAGUUGCAGGACUCAUGCCCCAGCCUGUGCCCCCAUGACCAGGUGGUUAGCACUCCUUGUGCCUGCGACCCAGAACCCUGGCUGACCACAUUGAAGCAGGAUGCUCCAGCAGGUUAAUGGCCAAAGUUCAGGCUCUGAUGCCCAUGGCGGGGAAUCCCUCAGAGAAGACCUGCAGGCGUUCCUGGGCGGGGAGGCCCCGCUGCACCAGCUGGAUGACCUCACCAAGGUGAAUCCUGUGACGCUGGAGACAGUCCUGAGGUGUCUGCAGGCCCGGUACACGGCAGACACGUUCUACACCAGCGCUGGCUGCACCCUGGUGGCUCUGAACCCCUUCAAGCCCAUCCCUCAACUCUAUUCACCAGAGGUGAUGCAAGAGUACCACGCUGCUCCUCAGCCCCAGAAACUGAAGCCCCACAUCUUCACUGUGGGUGAACAGACCUACAGGAAUGUCAAGGGCCUGAUCGAGCCAGUCAACCAGUCUAUUGUCGUCAGUGGAGAGAGUGGUGCUGGCAAGACUUGGACGUCCCGCUGCCUGAUGAAGUUCUACGCUGUGGUGGCCGCGUCACCCACAUCCUGGGAAAACCACCAGAUUGCAGAGAGGAUAGAACAGCGAAUCUUGAACUCCAACCCUGUCAUGGAAGCUUUCGGGAACGCGUGCACACUGAGGAAUAACAACAGCAGCCGCUUCGGGAAGUUCAUCCAGCUCCAGCUGAACAGGGCUCAGCAGAUGACUGGAGCUGCAGUUCAGACCUACUUGCUAGAGAAAACUCGAGUGGCCUGCCAGGCCUCCAGUGAGAGGAACUUCCACAUUUUCUAUCAGAUCUGCAAAGGAGCCAGUGCGGACGAGAGGCUCCAGUGGCACCUCCCUGAGGGAGCCGCCUUCUCCUGGCUGCCCAACCCAGAGAGGACCUUGGAAGAGGAUUGUUUCGAGGUGACCAGGGAGGCCAUGCUUCAUUUGGGCAUCGAUGCCCCCACCCAGAACAACAUCUUUCAGGCCCUAGCUGGACUGCUGCACCUCGGCAACACCCGGUUUGCUGACUCCGGGAAUGAAGCCCAGCCCUGCCCACUGAUGGACGAUGCUAACUGCUCUGUCAGGACAGCGGCCUCACUGCUGCGGCUCCCAGAAGACCCUCUGCUGGAGACACUGCGGAUUCGAACCAUCAGGGCAGGCAGGCGGCAGCAGGUGUUCCGGAAGCCCUGCUCCCGGGCCGAGUGUGACACCCGUAGAGACUGUCUGGCCAAACUGGUCUAUGCACGGCUGUUUGACUGGCUGGUAUCGGUGAUCAACAGCAGCAUCUGUGCGGACCCUGACUCCUGGACCACUUUCAUAGGCCUGCUGGACGUGUACGGGUUUGAGUCGUUCCCCACCAACAGUCUGGAACAGUUGUGCAUCAACUAUGCCAACGAGAAGCUGCAGCAGCACUUCGUGGCUCACUACCUCAGGGCCCAGCAGGAGGAGUACACAGCUGAGGGCCUGGAGUGGUCGACUGUCAGCUACCAGGACAACCAGACCUGUUUGGAUCUCAUCGAGGGGAGCCCCAUCAGCAUCUGCUCCCUCAUAAAUGAGGAAUGCCGCCUUAAUCGGCCAAGCAGUGCAGCCCAGCUCCAGACACGCGUUGAGAGUGCCCUGGCGGGCAGCCCCUGCCUGGGCCACAACAAGCUCAGCCGGGAGCCCAGCUUCAUCGUGGUGCAUUAUGCGGGGUCCGUGCGGUACCACACCGCAGGCCUGGUGGAGAAGAACAAGGACCCCAUCCCCCCUGAGCUGACCAGGCUCCUACAGCAGUCCCAGGACCCCCUGCUCAAGGUGCUGUUUCCUGCUGACCCUGAAGAGAAGUCCCAGGAGGAGCCCUCUGGCCAGAGCAGGGCCCCUGUGUUGACCGUGGUGUCCAAGUUCAAGGCCUCCCUGGAGCAGCUUCUGCAGGUCCUGCAUAGCACCACACCCCACUACAUUCGCUGCAUCAAGCCCAACAGCCAGGGCCGGGCGCAGAUGUUCCACCAAGAGGAGGUCCUGAGCCAGCUGGAGGCCUGUGGCCUCGUGGAGACCAUCCACAUCAGUGCCGCCGGCUUCCCCAUCCGGGUCUCUCACCGGAACUUCCUGGAGCGGUAUGAGUUACUGAGAAGGCUCUGUCCUGGCGCAGCCCCCAGCCCCCAUGGCCCACCUCCAGACGAAGGGCGCCCAGAAUGGUCUCCAGGCUCCGAGCAGGCCACGCUGCAAGCCCUCCUCCAGGACAUCCUCCACACUCUGCCAGCCCUGGCUCGGGCACCAGCUGAGGCCACACCGGCCCCAGUGCACUGUGGCAGGACCAAGGUGUUCAUGACUGACUCCGCGCUGGAGCUUCUGGAACACGGGCGUGCCCAGGUGCUGGAGCAGUGUGCCCGCUGCAUCCAGGGUGGCUGGAGGCGACACUGGGGCCGCAAGCAGGAGAGGCAGAGGCGGGCCGCCGUGCUCAUCCAGGCAGCCGUUCGUUCCUGGUUGACUCGGAAGCACAUCCAGAGGCUGCACGCAGCUGCCACGGUCAUCAAACGCACGUGGCAGGAGUGGAGGAUCAGAAUGGCCUUCCUUGCUUCUAAAGAACUGGAUGGUGUGGAAGAACAACACCCGUCUCGAGUCACCUGUUCCCCGAGCUCCUUUCCACUGCCCCAGGCACAGACCCGGCUCCUGGGGGCGGCAACCCGCUUCUGGCCCCUGGGACUGGUCCUGGCCAACGCCGCUGUGGGUGCUCGUGGCUUCCGGAGGAAGCUGGUGGUCUUCGCCUGCCUCCCGCUCCCCGUGGGCAGCCCCAGCAGCUACACUGUCCAGACAGCACAAGAACAAGCUGGAGUCACGUCCAUCCGAGCGCUGCCUCAGGGUUCGAUAAAGUUUCACUGCAGAAAGUCUCCACUGCGCUAUGCUGACAUCUGCCCUGAACCUUCGCCCAACACUGUUACUGGCUUUAAUCAGAUCCUGCUGGAAAGACACAGGCUGGGCCACGUGUGAUCUCUCCUC